Messenger RNA from Neodiprion virginianus, 3481 nucleotides. RefSeq lists its product as uncharacterized. Bases 297 to 3089 code for a protein of 930 amino acids. Gene Ontology annotation, molecular function: protein binding. The transcript is spliced from 15 exons. Lineage: Eukaryota; Metazoa; Arthropoda; Insecta; Hymenoptera; Diprionidae. Gene Ontology annotation, biological process: rhabdomere development. Gene Ontology annotation, cellular component: stereocilia ankle link complex; cilium; plasma membrane. The record is from RefSeq and is a predicted model, not a curated record.
UUCGGGACUUCAGUCUGUUCUGGUUGACGAUUUCAGGUGGACGAUAGGCACGGACGGUCUGCCGCCUCUGCGAAUAACCGACUUUUCAACCGGCGGUCUCCCGUUCCACGCCUUCCGAGUCGAAAACUACAUUUUCAAACGAGGCGCGGUGCAGCGCGCGGAUUUUGUUUCGGAUCGGACUUUGUCGAGUGAUUACAGCUACGACCGGUGUUUUGAAUAAAACUGGAACGUAAGGAGGGAGGGAAAACAGUGUGCAUCCCGUGAAGCAGGAAGAUCACGAUAUAUGGAACCACCCCAUGGAUAGUAACAUGUCUACAGCCUUCGCACAUCGGGGCAGCAGCGGCUCGGCCAGCACUUCCAGCAGCGGAACCGGAACUGGAACAGGUUCCGGGGGGCGAGUCGCAGUGGUUGGCGUCACGAGAAGCGUCCGUCUCAGAAAACGCGGUUCUUCAGGUUUCGGAUUUUCACUGCGUGGUGGCCGGGAACAUGCCGCAGGAUUUUACGUCAGCGAAGUGCAGCCUGGCGGUGAAGCACACAGAAAUGGCCUCAGGGUUGGUGACCAGAUAAUAAGAGUGAACGGAUACCCGGUGGAAGAUGCUGUCCAUCAGGAGGUCGCGCUUCUCGCCCGAACACAGCAGGUUCUAGUACUGAAAAUUAGAAGCGUUGGGAUGAUACCAGUCAAAGACAAUCCGAACGACCCAGUCACGUGGCACAUGGUACAACAGCAAUGCGAGAACGGUUCGAACAUCCUUCCGCUGAGCACAGAGAUUCGAGUACGAGUCCUGGUGGGAUCCAAGGGCCGUCUCGGAUGCGGUGUUUGCAGAGGACCCAACCCCGGCCUCACGGUCCAGGGCACGAGAGAAGGGGGCGCCGCAAGAGCGGCGGGUCUGAGGCCCGGCGAUGUGAUAGUAAAGUGCAACGGACACCGUCUCACGGACGUGCCCUUCGAGAAGGCCGUCGAAGUUAUGCGGGGCUCCGGAGUCCUGGACCUCGUCGUUAAUCGUCCGACCUACUUCACGCCGGACCCGGGAGAAGCGAUUUUCCGGGGAUCGAACGGCUACGAUUCCGGCAACUCGAGUCUCCUCGAAUCCAGUUCUUUGCCACCGGCUUUGCAGGGGCCGCCGCCGCCGCAAGCGCCGAUCCCGGGUCGCCACGUCUAUCCGCAGAACCAGGGACCCUGCACGAGGAAUCCAACGCGACCCAGGACCGGCUCCAGGGAAGUUCAGUGGGCGGAUAUCGACGGCAAGGGUGACAGAACAUGUUGUCCUUUGGCUUCGUCGACCGAAAGCUGCAGCUCUUCGGGAUCAUGGAGACACAUAGAUCAGAUGGCGGAGUGGACUCGGAAGCCGAACAACACGACGGUCAUUCGCGUAAAUCAGCGCCAGGGUGACCCCAGUCCUUACCUAGGAAAAGGACCACAUUUGGGGUAUCGUGCAGGCGACUACGAGGAUGAGGAACCACUCUAUGAUCCGGUCGCCGUAUCCCGAGGUGGGUACGAGUCGCAUUACUUCGAGGCAGAUGGCGAGGUCGAAGGGCGGCGACCGGAUGGCAUGGAUGCCAAUGGGGUCCGCAGUCCCUUAUAUGACCCAGUAGCUGGAGGCUACCAUGACCCGAAGGAUGAUCUUCGGGAAGGCAGCCGCUUGGCUGAGUUGCAGUUCAUUCAAAAGCAGAAAGAAACGGAAACCAAAACUAUAACAACUGUCGAGGUGCACCACGCCAUUUGUCCCCCACCACCACCUUGUAUGCCACCACCUGGUUCCUGCAAAUGGCCAGCUGGACAGUACGCCGAUUCGAAACCACCGAUGAGUGCCGUUGGCGGUCAGAUGGGGAGCACCAUGUCCAUGGGAAGCACCGGCUCAACCGAGACUGAAUCUAGCUUAGAGUCAUCCUGCGGCAAGGAUUCCGCCUCGACGUCUUCGUCCUCGUCGACGUGUGAGCCGGCCUCGUCGUCCUCCUACGUAUCCGUAUCGGCCAGAAAACUCCUUGACGAUCCGGAACCACCGAACAGCAUCCCCGCACCACCUGUCGCACCUCCCUUCCCUGCCGCAGCCGCCAACAUCGAUCUGAGCUCUGCAAUUGCCCAAGAACUACAGAGGCGAGCACAGAAAGCGAGGGCCACACAAGACAAGUCGAAAGCACAAGAGGUGCGAAAUUCGCGGCUGGUGGAACCGUCUAAAAUUUCACCGGCUCACGAACAGAAAAUCACUCAUGAUAAGUUGAUGGAGGAGUUCAAACGCGCCCACCAAAGAAUGUUCAACUGUAAACGGAACGGAGAAGCCAACGGCGAUGACGAGCAGGCAGCUGCUGCACCGAACAACGCUUCGACUCCGGCUGCCGAAACUUCGGAACAGGAACGUCGUGUCAACGGCGUAGUGCGACGCCAAAACCCCGGCGCCCCGACGCCGCCGCCGCCGCCACCUCGCGGAGUAACAGCUCAAAAACCAAAAACAAACGCGAGUGACGACGCUGUGGAAAUGCAGAGCAUAGAGUCGUUCAAAUUGAAGGAGCCGCAGAGCGUCGCGACGCCGAAGCCACCGUCAACCUACUUCCCGGCAUCCCGGGAUGAAUCAGACAGCAGCACCCGACGAACCGGAAGUCCAACGGGGAGCGGGGAUACGAAAAAGCAGCAACAGCCGACGGUGCCGAUGGCGCCUAGCAUGCCGAACGGGGCAGCAGCACCGGUCAACACCGUCGUCGGCAAGGGGAAAGUUGCCAUCAGGAUAGGUGCUUAUUCGGGCGAGGCGAAGGCACCGUCGAAAUUGGACUUUUUGGGGGGCCAACCGCCGACGGGGACUCCGACGCCGACGCCGAUAGCCAAGGGGGUUGAAACGACGGAUUCGGCGCCGGUAGCAUCGCGUCUUCAAAACGAAUUGGCGGCCACGCUGCAGAGGUCGAAUUUAAGAAAAAAGACUGACGGGGAGAACGCUACUGCAAGACCGGUAUCGAACAACGCGGCAUCCCCGACUAGAUUCGGUGCUGAAAAUCCAGCGAUUAUAACGCAAAGCAAUGUCGAAAGGUUGGCUGCUGUUCUGAGUAACAAGGUUACCAUAAAGAUCAACACAAUCGACAGUGUCUCGCGACAAGAUUAAAUUUCUAGAUGUAUUCAUUUGUAAAUUUUGCUAUACAUAUAUAAAUAUACAUCAUAUUAGUCUAUACAUAUAUAGGUAAUGUUAUCAAUAUUAUAUACAUAAUUAUAUACGCAUUUACAAUUUUUUAUAUAGAUAUAUACUUUUUUUGUAUUAUUUAUUGCUAGGUAUGUAUACAUAUAUAUACUGUAUGUAUUGACCAAUGGAACCUAUUUAUAGGCAACUAUCAUUCUUAUGAUUAUUAUUACUAUUAUUAUUACCAUUACUACGUUUUACGAUUAUGCUUAUUAUUCUUUUUAAUUAUAUUAUUAUCACUAUAUAUCGCACAUAUGUAUGUAUGUGGUACGUCGUAUCAAUUAAUACAGGCAUUGCUAUAAUAAAGGAUGUAUACAUGA